Molecule: messenger RNA, 1543 nt
Organism: Quercus lobata
Lineage: Eukaryota; Viridiplantae; Streptophyta; Magnoliopsida; Fagales; Fagaceae
Exons: 11
Coding region: 218-1459 (413 amino acids)
Source: RefSeq, a predicted model, not a curated record
AAACAUAGUCUUUUCUAGCCAGACCUAGAAGCAUAUUUAAAUUCAAAAGUUUGAGAGCGGUGAGAGAAAUGUGAGAAAGUGUGUGCUAGUACUGGUGCAGAGUUGCGAUAACUGGAGGUGGUGGUGGUGGUGGGUUCAAGCCGAUACACGGCGGCAUUUUGGACGAUACGAAACAGAGAGGGUACUUUGCACCUGUCUCAACACCGGAACCCAUUAGAUGGACAUGGAGACCGUUCCGUCCUCAGCCUCCGUCGAUCUCCACACUAUCCGGCGUCGGAUAAGAGAGCUGGCAGAGCUUCAUGACGAUGAUGUUCCCGACCUAACAACAACUACGUCAGAUUCCGAUGAGAAACUACUCCGAGAUUUCACUUUCGACUUCGACAAUAAAGUGAAUCAGAUUGUGUUAGACUCCACUUCGCAUGUUGCUUCCUUAACCCUUCAAGAUUUUGAUGCAUACUUUGAACGUCUAAAAGAGGAGCUUAACAUGGUGGAUGCUGAAAGUACCAAGAUCUCCAAUGAAAUUGAGAUUCUUGCUAGAACCAACAUGGAAGAUUCUACCCAAUUGGAGACAUGUCUUGAAAGGUUGGAUUGUGAUUUAGAUUCUAUUACAUCACAGGGUCUGGAGAAAGUAAAAGGAGGUGCAAAUGCUAAUUGCCCUACAUAUGGAGAUGAUGAAUCAAGCUUGAUAAAUGAGCCUAUAGACCAUAAGUUGGAGCUAUUGGAACUUGAAGUUGAGAUUGAGAGGAACAAAACAGCUUUAAAGUCUUUGCAGGAUCUUGAUCAUAUGUACAGAUGGUUUGAUGCCAUAGAACAGAUUGAGGAUUUGUUGACAGGUCUAAAGGUCACUGCAUUCACCGAAAACUGCAUUAGGUUGUCAUUGCAGACACAUAUCCCAAAAUUAGAAGGCUCACGAAAGAUUGAAGGCAUUGAACCAUCUGUACUGAAUCAUGAGUUACUAAUAGAAGUUUUGGAGGGGACGAUGGAGCUAAAGAGUGUUGAGAUAUUUCCAAAUGAUGUAUACGUAAUUGACAUUCUUGAUGCUGCAAAGUCUCUCAGUAAGUCUUCAUUGCAGUGGUUUAUAACAAAAAUACAAGACAGAAUUACCCUCUGCACUUUGAGGCAUCUUGUGGUAAAGAGUGCAAAUAAAUCUAGAUUCUCACUCGAGUACCUGGAUAGAGAUGAGACUAUAAUAGCUCAUAUGGCUGGGGCAGUUGAUGCGUUUAUAAAGAUUUCUCAAGAUUGGCCAAUUUUAAGUUCUCCGUUGAAGCUGAUAUCUCUCAAGAGCUCAGAUCAUUCGAAGGAGAUCUCUUUAACUUUUCUAUGCAAAGCUGAGGAAGCGGCAAACUCAUUGGAUAUACACAUACGGCAGGAUAUAUCAAGCUUCGUCGAUGCUAUUGAAAAGAUACUUGUAGAACAAAUGCACUUGGAACUCCAUUUUGAUGAUUCUUCAAAAAAAUGAUUGCUAUUACUCUGAAAUCGGUUCAGUAAUGUCUAAUACUUUGUGAAUUUUUAUGUUGUGUAUAUAUUUAGAAUUUGGUUGAAA